Molecule: messenger RNA, 1064 nt
Organism: Rubroshorea leprosula
Lineage: Eukaryota; Viridiplantae; Streptophyta; Magnoliopsida; Malvales; Dipterocarpaceae
Source: the annotation of a GenBank genome assembly
GUGAUUGCCAUACCCAUACUUACGAAAAGGGGAACCUGUCCGCAUGUUGGGUUCAGCGGCCAACAGCAGCGUUCGAGUCCUACGUCUUCUUUAUCUUCCAAAUCUCCAUUUAACUGCUUCCUCUCAGCUAGCUAGGUUUCGCGCCCAAGGUUCCAUGGAGAGAACAAGCCUCAAUAACUCAUCAUCUUUCUCUGCUGCUCAUUCCAGCCGAGGUGGCGGUAGAGGAAAAGGAUGGGAUAUGAAACAGGAUCGUGAAGGAUCAAAAGGACGUGGUGGUGGCAGUAGUUCUGGCAAAGACAAAAUUGAUGCUCUUGGUAGACUACUGACACGUAUUUUGCGACAUAUGGCUACUGAACUAAACUUGAAUAUGCAAAGUGAUGGAUAUGUCAAAGUUCAAGAUUUAUUAAAGCUGAAUUUGAAAACAUUUGCCAACAUUCCAUUAAGGUCACACACUGUUGAUGAUAUUAGGGAGGCUGUCAGAAAGGAUAAUAAGCAGCGAUUUAGCCUACUGGAGGAAAGUGGGGAGCUUUUGAUACGUGCAAACCAAGGCCACACGGUGAAGACAGUUGAAUCUGAAAGCUUAUUAAAACCAAUUCUUUCAGCUGAUGAAGUGCCAGUUUGUGUACAUGGAACAUACAAGAAGAAUCUGGAAUCAAUUCUGGAAUCUGGAUUAAAACGCAUGAAUAGAUUGCAUGUGCACUUCUCAUGUGGCUUGCCAACAGAUGGUGAAGUAAUUAGUGGUAUGAGACGAAAUGUAAAUGUUUUGAUAUUUCUUGACGUCAGAAAAGCUCUGGAAGAGGGAAUGAAGCUUUACAUUUCAGACAACAAGGUGAUAUUGACUGAAGGUUUUGAUGGUGUUGUGCCUGUCAAGUACUUUGAGAAGAUCGAAUCAUGGCCUGAUAGAAGACCUAUACCAUUUCAAAUCUAGAUUACAUAAUGUAUUUUCAUUUUUCAGUGUGAUUCAUGCCAUGUUAAUUUCAUCUUAGUGGGGUCAGCUAGUUCUUUUUACUGAUACAUAAUUCAUAAUUUGUUUUUAAUACUUAAAUUAAAUCAUUAUUGUUUUC